Geodia barretti is the source of this 852-nucleotide messenger RNA. The record is from the annotation of a GenBank genome assembly. NCBI's taxonomy places the organism in Eukaryota, Metazoa, Porifera, Demospongiae, Tetractinellida, Geodiidae.
AUGCCCAAACUUGAAGGAAAAACCGCCAUUGUAACCGGAGCCAGCCGAGGGAUUGGCGCGGAGAUCAGCCGGCUGUUCGCGGCUGAAGGGGCGCGAGUAAUCUGCGCCGCGCGCACGGUCAACGAGGGCGACCAUCCGUUGGAAGGCUCGCUCUCCAAGACGAUCGCGGACAUCCAAGAAGCCGGCGGCGAAGCCACACCGGUGGCGGUGAACAUUUCGCUUCCCGAGGACUGCGAGCGCCUGGUCGAGGAGACCCGCAGCAUCUACGGGCCCGUGGACGUGCUGGUGAACAAUGCCGCGCUGACGUACUACCUGCCCAUAAAGGAUUUCCCCAUCAACCGAUGGAUGCGGUCGUGGGCGGUCAACUUCCAUGCGCCGUUCAUUCUCAGCCAGUUGGUACUGGGGGACAUGAUCGAGCGCGGUUCGGGAAGCAUAGUCAACAUCUCCUCCGGUUCGGCGGUGGGUCCGGGACGGGGGCCGUACACCACGCCGCCGAACAACGGCACUUGCUACGGGGCCGAAAAAGCGGCCCUGGAGCGUUUCUCGCAGGGGUUGGCCCAGGAAGUGUACGAGUAUGGGAUUUCGGUUUCGGCGGUGGCGCCGUCGCUGGUGGUGCCGACGCCGGGAACCGUGUUCCACAAUCUGGUUGAAGGGAUGGACGACCCUCGGGGCGAACCGCCGGAACUGCUGGCCCAGGCCACGUUGUUGUUGGCCUCCGAGCCGGCGGACAAGGUCACCGGACGGGUUUGCUACAGCCAGCAGAUACUGCUGGAAUUUGGUUGGAUUGACGAAGGCCGCGGGUGGGGUGUCGAUGAUACGCGUGGGCCGGGCAGCGGUUACAGCCAAAUGUAA